Molecule: messenger RNA, 2991 nt
Organism: Stegostoma tigrinum
Lineage: Eukaryota; Metazoa; Chordata; Chondrichthyes; Orectolobiformes; Stegostomatidae
Gene: grcc10
Product: gene rich cluster, C10 gene
Exons: 3
Coding region: 122-511 (129 amino acids)
Biological process (GO): post-embryonic development
Source: RefSeq, a predicted model, not a curated record
GCCACCGGUUGGCGCUCCGACACCUCGGCUGCAGGCCCGGUCCUCUGCCCCUCGGUUUCUACGGCCCAGGUCGGUGUCUGAGAGGCCUCGGGCUCGAUAACUCCGGUGGGGAGAGGCUGCAAUGGCGGCGGCAGCGGCGGCGCCUCAACAGCAGCAACAACCGGCGGGCGGCCUGAGCCUGGAGCAGGCGAAAGUGGUGUUGGGUGAAGUGAUCAAGGCUUUCAGUUCCCCUGAGAAUGCCAUGAGGAUGGAGGAGGCUCGUGACAACGCCUGUAACGACAUGGGCAAGAUGCUGCAGUUUGUGCUCCCUGUGGCCACCCAGAUCCAACAGGACGUUAUCAAGUCGUACGGCUUCAGUAACGAUGGAGAAGGGGUGCUGAAGUUUGCUCGUAUCAUCAAGACCUACGAAGGUCAGGACCCUGAGAUAGCGGCUAUGUCCUCCAAGCUGAAGUCCAUGUUUCUGCCUCCGAUGAUGGUCCCCCCGCACAGCACUGGUAUCUCCACGUCGUAGCUUUCCUGAGGAAGAGAGGGGUGGAGAGGGCACUGGAUCUCUGGGUCCAGAUGGUGACGGUGCAUGUGCCUUUAUUUUAGAAAAGAAUUGUUUCUUUCCAGCGCCACUGAAUAAGCACUGACUCUGGCGUGUUCAGAACAUUUCUCUUCCAAAUCCCCUCCACACCUACCUAUCGCGCACCCCAGGCUGCCUGUAUCCCUGCCCACCACUCUGAGCAUCUGCCUCCUUUGUACCUUCGGAGGAAGUGCCAACACACUAAGGAGGGCAUUGUGCCCUACAGGUGGAGCACUCCAUGGCUGAGGGCACAGGAAGGGUAUCACUCUGCCUGGUGCCUCGCCCAACAAAUAAACCCACCAGCCAGCUUGGUUCCUCUUUUUGCCGGUAACUCAGGAUGUGGUUCAUUUAUACAGCACUUCCCCCUCCCACGAUAGGGCAUGUGAGUUUAUUCAGAGUCAUAAGGCAGAGCUGCCGGGGGAAAGGAGGAACACAUCGAGCCUGCCUGGCGCUGGAACAGCAUCAGGUCAGGUUCACAGUGGCUCCAGGACUGAGUGGAGAUAUCCAGCUGUCCUCACGGACACUCAGCCACGGUUCUGCUGGCCUCUGGUUUAGUCCGUGAUUGAUUGCACGGGAUCGGGGGUUGUAGGGAGGAGGUGUACCACGAAACUUGCAUUGUUCUGUAUCUGCACUCACUGCCCGCAUCAGGUCCCUUCUUGACUGACACAAAUAAGCACACACAGAGACAUAAACACAGACACACGCACGUGCGCCACGCACACACACACAGACGUAAACACACGCACGCGCGCUCACAGACGUAGACACGCACACACAGCCUUGGCUGUAAACUCACCACAAGUGCAGUUGAAUUGAAACAGGACUGCCUAUAUUUACGUUUGCAUUUCGAAGAACUCUAAGGAAAUAGAAACACAGACCACACUGGGGCAGUGUUUUACCUCCACAUUUUCAAAGGCAGUUUCCUCUCCAUCCUAGCCACUGACCACAAACAGACUUCCUGUCUUUAACAUUGUGAGACCUAACUGCAGUAACAGGACAAGUUUUAAAAAUACUUAAUGCUGCCCUCUAUGGAAUGGAAAACAGUAAAACAGGAGUGAUUUAACAUCCUUCCUUACUGUGAUUUCUAGUGAGGGACAGCUCUUUAACCAGCCGCACCGUCAGAGACAGGAAGGACUGCAUUUCAGUUGUGGCUGCUGGCCCCUCUGAGGUGACUUUGCAACUGGUGACGUUUUUUGUUUAAUUCGAAGUGUCACUGUUGUUGUAAUGCAAGAACCAGUUUUCUCACAGUUACAGAAAUGGUCAGAUCACCUGUUUUGUGUUAAACUGAUGCUGGGGAAUAUUGUUGACCAGGACACCAGAUAGCCUGGAAAUUGUAUCCCGCGAGAUUUUUCCACUUGAUCGAAUGUGAAACGGCGGCCUUUGUGGUGCCCCUGUCGAUAAAGCAGUGGCACACAAAGGGGGUUAGUUAAGAUGGCAUGACGGUGAGGUAGGUUGGAGAGGAGGGAGGAGCUGCUAACACCUGACAUUCAGGGAUCUCACAGCAAUGCAUUGGGGUGGACAGCCUUAAAACUGGCAGUGAGCAGCACCAUGUAUGACAUGCAUUCGGCAACACAGAAGAAAGAUUCUGCAGAGAGACACACCUCACUUCACACAAAGGGCUGUGUGGCUUUCAAAGCACAGGAAACUGCUGGACUACUGAGUUUAUCCUCUGGUUGGUGGUGGGGUGGGGCACAAUUUUAUCCUAAACUGUCCGACAGCGGGCUGGGUAGGGGUUAGAAGAGUGUGAGUGUUGAUAGGGUUAAGCGUUGGUUUUACAACUGCAUUCCAUGGGUGUUGCUUCUUCCACCUUAAACUGUGGAUUACACCAGGCAGUGACUUUUCAGUGACUGAGGGGUUAAUAAGGCAGCUCUGUCCGAGCCCUGUCGUCGAGCAAGAUUUAGUGCCGGGUCCCUUCAAGUGGCUGUUGCAUGAGUUUAAAAAGAAAAGCGUGUCACUAGAUACGCGGUAUAAAAAGGAGGCCAUUCAGUCUGGCUGGUCCAUGUCCUCCCUUCUCUCUUUGUCUCAAGCUACCAUCGUUAUCCUCUGGCCCUUCUCCCUGAAAAGCUGCUCCGACUUCCCCUCAAAUGCAUCUCUUCAGGUUCUGCAAUGUUGCCAUCCUUGUCAAUGGCCCAUUUUCAAACUCAUUCCACCCUGCAGUGGCUGGGCUGUUUGUGACUGGGAGCUAGGUGACUGGAAUCUGCUACAAAAAUGGAAGGUGAAUAUUUUUCUCCAUUUAGGGUGGAGGGGGAUAGGAGGUGCUUUUGUUAACUAGUCUUUUUUUUCAAAAUACAGUCACUGGGCAUUGCAGAACAUGUGGGGGAGUUUACGAAUUGCCUGAGCCUGGAAAGGCUGGGCUGAAAGAUGUACAUGAUGUUAAGAUAAUAAAAUGUGAGGCUGGACGAACACAGCAGGCCAAGCAGCAUCUC